Messenger RNA from Seminavis robusta, 1284 nucleotides. The record is from the annotation of a GenBank genome assembly. NCBI's taxonomy places the organism in Eukaryota, Bacillariophyta, Bacillariophyceae, Naviculales, Naviculaceae.
GACGCCAAUCACGUUCCACUCCGAUUUCUCAACCAACGGACACAAAACCCAGAAGACUCGACGCAACACAUCAUUUACAGAUAGUAGAUUACAUCUCGAUCCAUCAAUCCACAACCAUGUCCACCACCACAACUCCAGCACAAUCGGCUCCUGGAUCAACCAAGGAAUCUCCGCCAACAAUGGGUCCCAAGACAGUCUUUUUGAUCCGUCAUGCAGAAUCGGUGGAAAACCAACGGAUUUCUUCCAUGUUUAGUUGCUUGGGUGACCUUCGCAGCUUCUCGCUGCCGAAGCGAUCCGAUGUGGGUGCUUCUUUAGAGCUAUUGAAUUUUGCACACGACGUUCCCCUCAGCGAAGUUGGAUUGCAGCAAUGCCAAACUAUGAAAGAAAAACUGACGGACUGCAAUUUUGUGGCGUCUCAGAAGAUUGAGUUGGUCGUUCAUUCGCCACUGGCCCGAGCCAAACAAACCUGUGCCGAGUUGAUUGGGUGCAGUAGCGAUGACGCCGAUGGCGAGGAUCAGUCACAAUCAGGAAAAGUAGAAGAAGAGGAGGUCAAGUUCGAACCAGCAACUCCCAACGCAAGUGCCACCAAAGCAGAUGCUACCGGUACUACUUCCACUACUACUACCACCACAACCAGCACAACUACUCCAUCCUACCCGGAACCCAUUCAAAGAGUGGUCAAUUUGGAUCUUCUCUCCGAAAAGACUCAUAUUGAAUGGGUCCCUGGGAAUUCAGGUGGCUUUGAGAGAAGAGUCGCCAGUUUUGAAGAAUGGCUGGGCAACCAACCGGAAUCCAUUGUUGCGGUGGUUGGACACUCUCAAUUCUUCAAGCUAAUGCUGAAAAUGCCAUUCAAAUUCAACAAUGUGGAUGUCUAUCAAGUGAAAUUCGACAAAGAUAAAACAAAGCUCAAUGAACCUGUCAUUAUGGAACAUGAUGGAACUGCAGAUGAAGUUGUAUUGAAACCUCAGUGGUAUGAUUUGAAAUUGCUGCAUUCUUGCAAGGAAACUCCCGCCGUCCCAAAUACUGCCGCCACAACGCCAACACAAGAAGGAGCUGAUGGCGCCAAUAAUGGCGACAAUGGUGAAAACCUGUUGUAGUAGUGACGAAGGAAACAGCAGGCAAGAACAUACUAUAUCUGUAUAUAAUGGUGGGCUGCACCUUGAUUUGUUGUCAGAAAGCCUGUUGUCAGAAAGCCCGUACACAAGCAACAACAAAGUAAAACAAUGUUAAAUAUUUUGGUGGACCACCAUUGAUUGAAUGAUUUAUAAAAAUCUGUUCCUUAUG